Molecule: messenger RNA, 1965 nt
Organism: Pygocentrus nattereri (red-bellied piranha)
Lineage: Eukaryota; Metazoa; Chordata; Actinopteri; Characiformes; Serrasalmidae
Product: carcinoembryonic antigen-related cell adhesion molecule 5-like
Exons: 13
Coding region: 71-1360 (429 amino acids)
Source: RefSeq, a predicted model, not a curated record
GAACUCAUCAUUUGGUAUGUAGGUGUUGCAGACUUCACUUACCAAGAUAUAAGCCACAGCCACAGUGACGAUGGUUCAUCCUCUUUCUCUGAUUCUUCUGCUCAUGAUGCCAGCUCAGCUUGCAACAUAUGACUUGAACAACACGGAAUACAGCAUGACUCUUUCUGCAGACUCUACAGACACUCUGUAUACAACAUCAGCCCCUCUAACACACACUAUUAGCAAGACAACUGAGACAGAAGAUCGCCCAAAGAAUGUUGUAGUGUCUGGACCUUCUGGUGGAAUAGCUGAAGGUGGUUCAGUGACUCUGACCUGCAGCAGUGAUGCAAAUCCACCUGUGGAGAGCUACACCUGGUUUAAGAGAUCAGGAACAGAGGAUAUAAAAAUUGGGACUGGGCAGAAUUACACCAUCACACAUACCAGCGUUGAAGACAGUCAUAAAUACAAGUGCAGGGCAUCCAACCGGCACGGAUCUGCAUUCUCAGAAUCCACGGCCCUUGACAUUUUAUAUGGCCCAAAGAGGGUGUCUAGUAGACCAUCUAGUGAAAUACUUGAGGGAGGGUCAGUGACUCUGAUUUGCAGCAGUGAAGCAAACCCACCUGUGAAGAGCUACACCUGGUUUAAGAGAUCAGGAAAAGAGGAUUCACAAACAGGCUACGGUCAGAAUUAUAGCAUCAGAGAUGUCAGCAUUGAAGACAAUUACAAAUACAAGUGUAGGGCAUCCAAUCAACACGGAUCUGCCUUCUCAGAGUACACAAAGCUUCACAUUUUAUACUCCCCAAAGAAGACGUCAGUGUCCAUGACCCUGAAAUGCAACGCCGAUGCUAACCCACUUGUGAUGGACUACAUCUGGUAUAAAGAAGGUGAAAGAGCACCUGUGGCAUAUGGGCAGACCUACAGCAUCGCCAGUAUCACUAAAGAGGGCAUUGCACCAUUCUACUGCAAGGCUCGUAACAGAAUUGGCCAUCACUUUGCACGCCCUGUACUGGUCACAUGUAUAGAGGUGUGCCCUAAAGUAAAGACUGCAGCUGCUGUCAUCGGUGGAUUCUGUGGAGGACUUGCUGUAGUUGCUGUCUUGAACAUUCUGUGGAUAAGCAAGAGAAAUAAGCAGAUAACAAAUGGAAGUGAACGUGGCGCAGAUGAAAGCAAGAAGAAUCAGACAACAAGUGGAAAUGAUCACAGUAAAGCUGAACGCAAAAGGAGGAAGAAGAAGACAGCAAUUGAAGAUGAUUAUGAGAAUGUUGGCCCAGAGUCCAACACAUGCAACAACUCAUACACGGCUGUUAAUCUGAGGACCAAGUACUCAGCUGAUGUGUAUGAAGCUCAAACAACUAAGAGCAGCGCUAUGAUGCAGGUGUAGGUUCUCAUAGCAACCACUUCUGACUCCAACUCUGUGGAAUCAUCAUCAGAACCAUCACAGUGGAUACAAACCACAUAAGAGACUGGACCUACAAAGAAGGAAGAGGAGAAUAUCAGAGGACAAGAUGUUAAUGCUUAUGCGUAUACACAGUGUUUCUUAUAAAGCAUAGAAGAUCCACAUUUACCUGCUAAAGCUUUGCAACAGCUGUUUGAUUUGUGUAGCAAACCAUUAUAUUUGUAAAUUAAGUACAGGAAGAAAAUGCUCACGUUGUUGUAGUUUAUUACUAUAUAGUAUUGUUUCUGGAAAAUGUAUACUUUAUUCAAGUCAAAAUUCUUGUAAUCUUACUCAGUUAUAUUUCUACAACUUUUUACUCCUUGCAUUCUCAUUUGAACCUUGAAUGUCCUUGUUACAAAUUCAUAGGCCAUGAGAUUCAUCAGUACUGUGUUUAAGUGUAUUUGAAUGUUGAAAUUAAGAGCUGAAUGGGAUGAAGACAAGACAGACUCGCUAGUCUGGGUUACUCAAGUGCAGUGUGAUCAGUUAAUGCCCAGCAUUAAAAUUAAUUUAAUUUUAAGAACAAUACAAAAGGAUGAUUGGAUUCGUAAUAU